Messenger RNA from Brachypodium distachyon (stiff brome), 1629 nucleotides. RefSeq names its product probable ubiquitin-like-specific protease 2A. Lineage: Eukaryota; Viridiplantae; Streptophyta; Magnoliopsida; Poales; Poaceae. The record is from RefSeq and is a predicted model, not a curated record. Bases 204 to 1055 code for a protein of 283 amino acids. Gene Ontology annotation, molecular function: cysteine-type peptidase activity. Gene Ontology annotation, biological process: proteolysis. The transcript has 8 exons.
UAGAAAUGGAAGCGCCUGUCAAAAAGUGAAAAAAAAGAAAUGGAAGUGAAAGGGGAGGAGGCGAGGAGCAGCCAAUGAGCCAAACAUGGCCUUCCGCCACCACCUGCCAAAUCGAGGCCCAAAUUUGAGCCGGACCCCGCCCGAAUCCGUGGAAAUAAACCCUAGGAAUCGCUCGCCACUGGAGAGAGCUCGACGGCGUCGCCAUGCCGCCCCGCCGCAGAAAGACCAAUGAACUCAUCGAUCUCGAAGGCGAGGAUGAUGGGUGCAAGAGCAAGCGUUCUCGAACAAGUAGAAGGCCUGUAGUGAAGAUAUCUGAGAGCUCCAAUAAUUCAUUGCCUUCAUUUUAUGACAACCUCCCCCUGCAUAGAAGCUCAAAACAUAUUGUGACUAGCAGGGAGGAGAAGAAGAAAGACAAGUUGGAUACCCAUAUUUUUGAAUUAUACAUGGAGGAUCUUUGGACGCGCAUAGAUGAAGACAAGAAGAGUGUUUACACAUAUUUUGAUUCAUUAUGGUUUAAUAAUUAUAUCCAAGGGGUAAAUAAAUCAAAUAUCCUUAAAUGGAUAAAGGCUAAGAAAUUAUUUUCAAGACGAAUUGCUUUUGUCCCUAUUGUUUGUUGGGGACACUGGAGCCUCCUUGUAUUGUGCCACUUUGACAAUACAGACUGCUCAGAUACUAAAAAAGGACCACGCAUGUUGGUGCUGGAUUCACUUAAUACAGCAGGACCGACGAGGGUGCAGUCAUCCAUCAGAAGAUUCAUUCUUGAUAUUUAUAAAACUGAAGAGCGGGAAGAAAGCAAAGACUUCAUAGACCGAAUACGUCUUGAGUUUCCUAAGGUGCCACAGCAAAAUGGGGAGGAAUGUGGUAUUUAUGUUCUUUACUUUAUCUACUGUUUUCUUCAAAACCGGAAAUUGGCAGAAGUUAUUGAAAACAAAGGAUUGGAAGAAGAUUUCAGCCAGCUGUUUGAUGAUGGCUCGUUUGAUCCCGAAGAACUAGAAAACUUCCGCAAUGAUGUGCAUUUAUUCCAAGCGAAUAGGAGUACCAAAACUGAAGAGUAGGGUGAAUUGUAACAUUGCGCCGAAUAUAUGUAGUUAAUUAGCAGGAGCAAGUCGGUGGUGGCGAAUUCGGAGGAAGCUUGAAUGUGUUUUAGAAGCAUUUGGUUUAUGCGGCCGAGAGGAAGUUGAUUAUUCUGUUCAGCCAGGGAGCUUCAGUGAUAGUUCUUUUAGACAACUGAAGAAUCAUCCUCCUGUCCUCCGCAUCUUGCUAUGCACACAGUUAGCACCUAAUCGUGCAUACCAUGUGUAGAUGUUUCGUUCCGAGUGAAGACAUUGUUGCAUCUAGCUAUUUGAAUGUUAGGUAGUUAUGUAAUGGUUCGAUCUGCUGCCUGGGAUCAUUCUGACAUUUGCUAGCAGGUGUUAUUUUUCUCGAGCGUGAUAGCAGGCCGGUGUUUUACAAUUUGUAUUGAUGCUCCUUUUUUUAGGCUAGCACAAAUACUCUGCGGGAAUUGAAUUAGCCUUCAAUUAUUAGGCUUGGCGAGCUAAAACCUCCUGGCUGAUCAUGUCAAUUGUUGCUGCUACUUGUAUUGUAUCCGAACUCCCAAUAUUCUAGUGUGUUGAGUAAUCAGGGAACCAA